This is a messenger RNA of Adelges cooleyi (spruce gall adelgid), 1666 nucleotides long. RefSeq names its product BTB/POZ domain-containing protein KCTD12 (gene Ktl). The coding region runs from base 219 to 911 and encodes 230 amino acids. NCBI's taxonomy places the organism in Eukaryota, Metazoa, Arthropoda, Insecta, Hemiptera, Adelgidae. The record is from RefSeq and is a predicted model, not a curated record. The transcript has 2 exons. Gene Ontology annotation, molecular function: protein binding. Gene Ontology annotation, biological process: protein homooligomerization.
ACGCGGGCGGCUCUGUGUAAGUGCGGCGGUGCUUUCCGGUCAGUCAUCGCGCAUUAACAUCGGUCGGCCAGCGUGCGUUUGUCGUGGACGCGGUGUCGCACGUCGUCUCUAGUGUGUGGUGCGAUCGGCGCAGCUUUCGCAGGUUGUCGAACGGGCGAGCGUGACGGUACGCGGCCGUGGUGUAAGCGAGUUGUAGGCGAGUUCCGCCCGGCCGGCAAAUGACGACGGACGCGUCCGUGAUCGACCUGAACGUCGGCGGCGUGUUCUACACGACGUCCGUGGCCACGCUGGUGCAGACGCAGCCGUCGAUGCUGGCCGACCGGUUCAACGGUCGGCUGGACCCGUUGCCCAAGGACAGCAAGGGCCGGUACUUCAUCGACCGCGACGGCGUGCUGUUCCGGUACGUGUUGGACUUCCUGCGCGACGGCAAGCUCACGUUGCCCGAGAGCUUCCGGGAGAAGGAACGGCUCCGGCUGGAGGCCGCUCACUUUGGGCUGGACGGACUGGCCGAGCGGCUCCGCGAACAGAAGCCCGGCUACAUCACCGUCGGCUACCGCGGCACGUUCGCGUUCGGCCGGGACGGCCUGUCCGACGUCAACUUCCGCAAGAUACCCAGGAUACUCAUAUGCGGACGGGUGGCACUGUGCCGGGACGUGUUCGGCGACUCGCUCAACGAGAGUCGGGAUCCGGAUCACGGGGACACGGACCGUUACACGGCGAGGUUUUUCCUAAAGCACACGUCCAUCGAACAGGCUUUCGACAUGCUCCAGGAACAGGGAUUCUACAUGGCCGGCAGCUGCGGUUCCGGGACGGCUGGUGGUACGUCUGCGGCAGAACUCAAACCCGGCGUGGACUCUGAGGAGAGCCGUUGGAACCAUUACAACGAGUUCGUGUUCGUCAGAGACUCCUGAACUGCCGCCACAACCUCGCCCGCUGUUCCAGACCAAACCGAUAUUUUGUAGAUACUAUUAUCAUCAUUAUCAUUAUUGUUCAUUUUUUCGCGGUAUUUUUUUUUUUCCAAGUGGUAAUUCUUUUGUCGUUGUUUCGUUGGUCAUCGUCAAAAUCAUCAUAACCAAUAUUGCCGUCGGUAAUCUUAUCAUUAUUACUUUUAUUGAUCCUAAUAUAUAAUAUAUUAACAUUAUAGAGUUCAGAGAUGUUAGUAAAAUAAUAAUAAAUAAAGGAUAACGGUUCGUAAACUCCAAGUCAAAUCUAUAUCCGAUUAUGGCGAUUUAUAAUUUUAAUAAUAUAAUAUAGAAAUAUAAUAUACGAUUAAUAUUUGAAGUUUUGGUCUCGUUUACUUUUAGUGUUAUCGUUGUCUAUUAUUAUUAAAAUAUCGUACGUAUCCAUUUUUUAAGUAUUUAAUAAGAAUAUUUCGUUAAUUACUAACGUUAUUUUAGAACCAACGAUUUUAGGUGAGAAAUAAAAAAAAAAGUAAGUAACCCCUUUUAAGCGCCGUUAUUAUCGGAUUUAUGAUCGUAUCUCUUAUUUUUUUUUUUAAUAAAUAAACAAACCUAGUCUUCGUUUUUAUUACUAUUAUUAUACACGUUACGUGACUAUACUGUGUUGUAAAUUUUAUUAUUUUUAAUUAUAUACAUCAAUAAAUAUAUAAUAUUAUACAUUUAUAUUUACAUAUUAUAAUAUAGAUGCUCUAAAAGCGAAAAAAAAU